This is a messenger RNA of Kwoniella shivajii, 2448 nucleotides long. RefSeq lists its product as uncharacterized. The record is from RefSeq and is a predicted model, not a curated record. Gene Ontology annotation, biological process: carnitine metabolic process. The coding region runs from base 1 to 2448 and encodes 815 amino acids. Lineage: Eukaryota; Fungi; Basidiomycota; Tremellomycetes; Tremellales; Cryptococcaceae. Gene Ontology annotation, cellular component: mitochondrion. Gene Ontology annotation, molecular function: carnitine O-acetyltransferase activity. The transcript is spliced from 15 exons.
AUGGCAGAAAACCUACCUUCUCAAACGACUUUGACUACAGCCCCGUCAAUACCUACCCAACCCAAACGAUCCAAAUCAUCAGCAUUGUUAACACCGAACCUACCAAAACUACCUAUCCCACCUCUGAAGGAAUCUUUGACAAGGUACUUGAGAGCUCUGGAAGGUCUUCAGACUCCAGAAGAGCAUGAAAAGACUAAAGAGGUAGUGAAGGAAUUCUUGCAAGGUGGAGAAGGUGAGAAAUGGCAGAAAAAAUUAGAAGAUUAUGCGAAAGAAAAAGAAAGUUAUAUAGAGGAGUUUUGGUAUGAGAGUUAUCUAUCCCAUUCAGACUCGGUGGUAUUGAGCUUGAACCCAUUCUUUGUGCUUUCAUCCGAUGUAACCCCACGUACAGAUCCUCAAUUGUCUCGAGCAGCCUCUUUGAUCCUUUCCUCGUUGUCGUUCAUUCACGACUUACGAAAUGGUUACCUCCAAGCGGACUCAAUCAGGGGCACACCUCUGGAUAUGAGUCAAUACGGAAGGUUAUUCGCUACUUGUCGUGUGCCGACCGAUCGAGGAUGUAGGAUGGAAGUUCAUGAUGAUAGUAAACAUAUUGUCGUGUUGAGAAGAGGACAAUUCUAUUGGUUCGAUUGCCUUGAUUCGAAGAACAGACCCCUCUUCUCUGAUAGAGAAAUUCUGAGCAACCUCGAAGCUAUAGUGAAGGAUGCAGACAAGACUCCUGUUCAAGCGGUCGCUAAAAACUCAGUUGGAAUCCUGACAACUGAAUCACGUAAAAUCUGGUCAAGUCUACGAGCCGAUCUAGUUAAUUCGAACAAAUUGAACGCAUCUUGCUUAUCAGUGGUCGAAUCUGCCUUAUUUGUUGUUUGCCUUGAUGAUGCCGGACCAGAAGACUUGGCGGAAUUGUGCGGUAAUUUUCUCUGUGGUGGAUAUAAAUUGGAAGGUGGUAUCCAAACUGGUACUUGCACCAAUAGAUGGUACGACAAGCUACAAAUUAUUGUCUGUUCGAAUGGUGAAGCUGGAAUCAACUUUGAACAUACAGGUGUUGAUGGCCAUACCGUCUUGAGAUAUGCUGCGGAUGUAUAUACGGAACUUGUCUUGUUAUUUGCGAAAACAAUCAAUCCUUCAACACCAUCAUUGUUUAAAUCUAAAUUAUCACCCUUCUCAAAAUCAGCUAAAAACCCACCUGCACCAGAAGAAGGCGAAGAAGAAUUCGAAACUUCACCAAAGAAAUUAGAAUGGCGUCUCACACCUGAUCUUCUGGCUGGAAUAAGAUAUGCCGAAACUCGUAUAAGUGAUCUGAUAUGUCAGAAUGAUAGUCAAGCUUUAGAAUUUAAAGGUUAUGGAGGAAAUUUCAUAAAAAGGCAUGGAUUCAGUCCGGAUGCUUUUGUGCAAAUGGCUUUUCAAGCUGCUUAUUAUGGUUUAUAUGGCCGAGUGGAAAGUACCUACGAACCAGCUAUGACUAAAGCUUUCUUACACGGAAGGACCGAGGCUAUAAGAACCGUCCAACCUGAGGCCGUGGCGUUUGUAAAAGCAUUCUGCUCUGAUAACGCUUCCGUAACUGAAAAGAUUGAAACAUUGAGAAAAGCAUGUAAGAAGCAUACUCAAUUGACCAAAGAAUGUAGUCAGGGAUUAGGUCAAGAUCGACAUUUAUACGCAAUGUAUUCCCUCAUCCGGAGGGACGUACAAUCAUAUCAUGCUUCUCGAGCGAGAGGCAGUUCUGCCACCAAUGGGAACAGUGGAAGCUACAAUGGCAACGGAAACGAAAGUCUUUCACCUUCUAAUCAAUCCGCAUUACUGUUUUCUCCUCAAGCUACAACAUCAGUCUUGUCGACAGAUGGAAGUAUCCAUGAUGGCAAUGGUAAUGGAAAUGGCAACGGAGAUAUCAGUCCACCAGAUGCACCUACACAUGGACAAGUUCCAGGUUCUACAGCACCAGAAUCAGAAAGGCAAAAACCCAGAGUACCAGCUAUAUUCAAAGAUCCAGGGUACAACUUGCUAGGUACUAGUGUUUUGUCAACUUCUAAUUGUGGAAAUCCAGCUUUGAGAUUAUUCGGUUUUGGUCCUGUCACACCUGAAGGGUAUGGUAUAGGAUAUAUCAUCAAAGAUGAAGGUAUAUCAGUCUGUAUGUCCUCGAAACAUCUUCAGACCAGAAGAUUAUUACAUACUCUUCAAGCAUAUUUGAUUGAAGUUCAAAAGAUGUUAAUUCAACUUUGGAAAGAAGCGAAUGAACGUCCAGAAGCUUUCAUUGAUCAUACCGGACAUAUGAGAGAUGCUAGAACAGGUAAGAAAAUGAAUAAUGAUGGUGAUGGUGAUGGUGAUGCAGAAGGGGACGAAAGAGAUGAUGAAUUAUUGGGAGGUUUCGGUUUCUUCGAUGUCGGCGUUCAAUCUGGUUUACCACAAGCAAGAAGAAGGAGACCUACAGUUGGUAAACAACUUGCAAUCGCGGAGUACUAA